This is a messenger RNA of Lindgomyces ingoldianus, 451 nucleotides long. RefSeq lists its product as uncharacterized. The record is from RefSeq and is a predicted model, not a curated record. Bases 111 to 377 code for a protein of 88 amino acids. Lineage: Eukaryota; Fungi; Ascomycota; Dothideomycetes; Pleosporales; Lindgomycetaceae. The transcript has a single exon.
UAAGACUUCGCAGUAUAUCAUCGUCUUCAUCUCCGACUUACUCUUCGUUCUCCUCGCUCUUCUCCUUUGGCAUUCCUUUAUUUACUCCAUCUGAAGUGCCGAAUUUCAGCAUGCUCUUCAUGGUGAUCGAACGCUUCCACUCUGGAAACCCAAAGCCCGUCUACGCUCGUUUCAGAUCACAAGGUCGACUCGCCCCGGAAGGGCUGAAAUACGUAUCAAGCUGGGUUAGCGACGACCUGACGCGCUGUUAUCAGUUGAUGGAGACGGAGACGAGAGAGUUAUUGGAUAAGUGGAUCAGCAAUUGGAAUGAUAUCGUGGACUUUGAGGUCGUUCCGGUGAUUACUUCGGCGGAAGCUAGUGCGAAGGUCUCAGAGUAGGGAAAUUAGCAAGGUGAAGGUGAACCAAGUUUGAGAGCAAGUGCGGAGGCAACACGUUUCGAUAUGGCAUGAGA